AAAUCAGAACUGAUAAUCAUUGAUUUAAUUUUCGUUCCAGGAAACGACAAAAACAGCGCGAUAAAUUAUGCAAGACCAUCUACAGCGGUUUCCUGACUCUCACCGAGUGCUACGACUCGUUUAACUUAUCUCAGAACAUCCCGUGGGAAUCCCAAGAUCCGCUGAACCUUUUUGACAACUCGAAUUGGGCUGGUAGUGGCUCCAGAAUACUCAACGGCACCGAAGACUCCAAUCGCACCGGUACCGACAACUCAGACAAUACUUUAGCGCCUGUACUGCCGCCGUUUAAGCUAUGGCAGGCCAUUUUGAUAGCUAUUAGCUUGGGAAUUUGUAUAAUACUGACCGUAGCUGGGAAUAUAUUGGUGUUAUUGGCAUUUAUCGUGGACCGGAAUAUUAGGCAGCCUAGUAACUAUUUCAUAGCAUCGUUAGCUUGUACUGAUAUGUUAAUUGGGACAGUAUCAAUGCCUUUCUACACAGUAUACGUCUUAAUGGGCUACUGGAAUCUUGGUCCGCUACUUUGCGAUCUUUGGCUCUCUGUGGACUAUACGGUCUGUUUAGUAUCCCAAUACACUGUAUUACUAAUAACGAUAGACCGAUUUUGCUCGGUUAAGAUAGCAGCCAAGUACAGAAGUUGGAGAACGAAGCAAAGAGUCAUCUGGAUGGUUACUAUAACCUGGAUUAUCCCUGCAUUAUUAUUCUUCAUUAGCAUAUUUGGAUGGGAGCAUUUCACUGGGUUUAGGGACUUGCAGCCUGGAGAGUGUGCUGUGCAGUUCUUAAAGGAUCCUGUGUUUAAUACGGCACUAAUCAUAUCGUACUACUGGACCACGCUAGUAGUACUAUUUAUCUUAUACGGAGGUAUCUACAAGACGGCAUUUGACAUGCAGAAAAAGAGCGAAGCCAAGCAGCGCAAGAUGCAAUCCAUGGUCGCUCUUAGCGCGGGCGCUAUGAGCGGAAUGGCGGGUCGUGCUGCCGGUAUAGGUAUUUCUAAAGCGCAAAGCAACUCCGAAAGUCAAGAUAAGCCAACUCCAAUGCAGCUCAAUACUGCAGUAGUAUGUGAGAAACCUGACAAAAAUACUUUGACAGUACUGGAUUCUUAUAGAGCUGGAGGAUCAGCAGAUUCUAAUUCUAGUACUACAACUAAUAGUGCUACCACUACAACUACGACUACUACAACGGCAUCCUCCACGGAUAAGAAAAAUCUCUGUCCACCAAAAGGUACUACUGCUGCAGCACAAGAAAGUGGAGAUAAGUCGGAACGAUCCAGUAGCCCAGCAUUCGAAUCUGAUGAAGACAGCACUGCGCCUGUCCAAGAGAAGGAGAAGGAAAAAGAAAGGGAGAAAGAGAGACAAAAGAACCAAGUUGAGUUAGCAACGAAGAAAAGGACGUCGAUAGUAGGAAUUGUUAUGCAAUCGAGUGCACCGUUACACGUUUUUAGUAAUACUAGAGUCAAUGGAGAUAUUUCACCAGCCAAGGGAGCGGUUAGGAAUCAAGAAAAAUCGCCACGAAAGCAUCCAGAAAAACCUCACCUACUCCAAAUCACCGAAUGCGACCCGUUAGUCGUUUCAAAAAAAUCAAAACAAUACACGGUAGGUGUAAAACCCCAGCCUGACCCUCAUUGUACCGCCAUUGUAAAUAGCAAAAGUUACGACAGUACUCUGCAACCCCCUGUAGAUAGCAAAAAACCCUCUAGCUUAAAAUUUAAACCCCAAUCUCAGAGUACCUACGAUCUCCUAGUAGGCUUAGACGGCGCUGAUUUGAGGUAUAUGGACGAGAGUUCUGUAGUUGUACCCUCCCCAACCUUAGAGAACCCCGCAUUGAGUAACGCUAGUUCUCCUCGAUUUGUACAGGGAGAGCAAAAGAUGCAGACUGAAGUGACUAUUAGCGCCGACCGGCCUGUUACGUCUGUAGUGGAAGAGGACAGAACAGGGGAGAUGACUGAAGACAGCUCGCCAAUGGGAGGCAUUUCAGCUAUUAGCCAAACAGGUAAAAAUGGCCCCUAUACAACCACCUGUAAUUACAGACCGAAAUUUUGUACAGAUUCAGUCGACAAUCCGAAAAGGGUGUUUGUUAAAUCGAUCGGUAAGAGACUCAAGGCUAAGAAGAAGACCAUUGGUCCUUUGGGAUUUGGUAGGCAAAAAUCCAAGUCGGAAAAUCGCGCCAGGAAGGCUCUGAGGACAAUCUCCUUCAUCUUGGGGGCGUUCGUGGUGUGCUGGACGCCGUUUCACAUUUUCGCGCUAGUCGAGGGGUUUUGCACCGACCCCCCGUGUAUUAAUGGCCACCUUUACAUGUUCUCGUACUUCUUGUGCUACGCAAAUAGUCCAUUGAAUCCUUUCUGCUACGCUUUGGCCAAUCAGCAAUUUAAGAAGACUUUCACUAGGAUUUUAAAAGGAGACUUUCACCUAACUUAAAAGGUUUUUUUUUAGAAAAUUACAUACUCAAAG
Molecule: messenger RNA, 2441 nt
Organism: Psylliodes chrysocephalus
Lineage: Eukaryota; Metazoa; Arthropoda; Insecta; Coleoptera; Chrysomelidae
Source: the annotation of a GenBank genome assembly